Arabidopsis arenosa is the source of this 868-nucleotide messenger RNA. The record is from the annotation of a GenBank genome assembly. Lineage: Eukaryota; Viridiplantae; Streptophyta; Magnoliopsida; Brassicales; Brassicaceae.
CUUGAAGAAGAAUCUCAUCACGAAUUUUUAGCUAUGGGUUGGGUCUGGAUUGACGAUUCAUCCGCUUCUAAAGCCGGUACUGAUCUCACCGAUAAACCGCUCGGAGAUUCCUCCGCUGCCGCCGAAAAUUGCUCCACGACCACGGUGGUAAGAUCGCAGUGCAAGACGGAGGAGGUCGAGCCUGGGAAGUUCGUUAGGAAAUGCGACAAAACAGAGGAGAUCCUCCGCCACUGUUUUGGGAAGCCCUCUCAAGUCGUUCAAUCCAACACAGAGCACACAGAAGAAGAUGUCACUGACCAGAUGGUAGGGAGAUCUGCUCUUCCGAAUCAGUUUGAGGAAAAAAACCCGCUAAACUUCCCUGGACUCCGCAGAGAUGUAGACGCCAUCGAACGGCAUUUCUUGGGCGGAAUGAAGAGUUUCUUUGAUGCCGCUGAAGAGAUGACAAGCAGUUUAUUUGAUAUCAUGGGAGACCAUCACCCAAGCACCAGGAGAGGAGGGAUACCCAUUGAAAACCAUCCCAAGGUAGAGGACCACCGCAAAGACGAAACUGCCCCUACACGACCACACUCCUCGGGAGAGAUUGAUCUCUCGGGCUUGGCCAAGGACGUUUGAGAAAGGUCGUGUACUUCUUCUUGUUCUAGCUUUGACAUAUAUAAUCUUAAAAAUGUAAUGUGACUUUCUAAGAAGCGUGAGGAUUGUAGUCUAAUGUUAGCGGCAUGCACGUUUUUUAUAGUGGGUACUAUCUAUCUUCAUACUAUAUUACUAUGGUGUUAUGUUUGUGUCUUUCAUUAAUCAUACCAACCAAAAGAUAUUUACCUUGCUUUAUUAUAUCUCUUACCUAUAUUGGUAAUAUAAUAACAAUGGUCAA